AUGGGAUAUAAGAUAUAUUCUAACUCUGACUUAGUUCAAACAGUAACAUGGGCAAACUAUGAAUGGUUCGCUUUGAGAAACUCAGUACAACCACAAGCUAGAGAACAAACAGACCAGUAUGCAACUAUUGAGAAAAUAAGAAGACUUGACCCUAACGUUCCAGGAGUUUAUGUUGACCUUUCUGGACAAACUGCAGCAGCAGUAACCAAAGUAAAAUUGAAACUUAGAGUUCCUUUGUCAUCUUUCCUCAUCUUCAGGUUUUUAAGAUACUUGCCAAACUGGGCAGGAAAAAUUUCUAUCGAACUUACUCCAAGCAAAAAUAACUUAGUCAUUGCACCAACACAAGACCCAUUCACUCUUACUGUAGCUGGAACUGGUGGAGCCAAGUUCUGUGACUUUUGCAAAGACAAAGUUGACUUAGACUUUGGUUUCUCAAACCUCAACACUGAAGUAAACUACUACUUCAAUGCUGCUGGAACUGCUUGGGACCCAGUUAAGUUCACAUGCGAAAAGUUUGAAUGCAAGAGAAUAGAAAGCAGACUUGCAGUCUAUAUGUUGGACCCAGAUAUUUCAAAUGCUUUAGCUGCCAAAUAUAUUGCAGUUCCACUUAUGUUCCCUAUACACCAAAUAUCUGUCAAAGACUUUGCAGGUGAAGUUGGAAACCAAAGUGCUGAACCAGGUGCAAGAACAGAUAUUGCCUUAACAACUGCAAUGAAACAUGCAGAUACUAUGUUUGUACUGUUCAGACGAACUAUAAAUGACUAUUCUUGUUUCUACAACCCUGGUAUUAAAUAUCAUAUAAACAUAGAUGGCAAAUAUUAUCCAAGAGAAGAAUA
Trichomonas vaginalis G3 is the source of this 836-nucleotide messenger RNA. Its product is annotated as protein of unknown function, DUF4106 family. The annotation marks the transcript as partial. The transcript has a single exon. NCBI's taxonomy places the organism in Eukaryota, Parabasalia, Trichomonadida, Trichomonadidae. The record is from RefSeq and is a predicted model, not a curated record.